Molecule: messenger RNA, 1917 nt
Organism: Marchantia polymorpha subsp. ruderalis
Lineage: Eukaryota; Viridiplantae; Streptophyta; Marchantiopsida; Marchantiales; Marchantiaceae
Source: the annotation of a GenBank genome assembly
AGGGUUAGAUGUAGAAUACUCUAGAGAUCGGAAGCGGACCGUAGCGUCGAGAGGAUUUUGUUGCGCCGAGAAGCCGGGAAUUGAUUUUGCCAUGUUUUGGUUGCGACGCCGUUCCUACGAUUCGCAGCGUGUCGAGUGAGCUGUUCCACGUUGGGUCCCGUGCCGCGGGUGAAGUUUCUGUUUUUUGUGGCAAACGUUGCUCAGUUUACCGGUCCGGGACGCUUCGAUCGACGAUCUUGUUUUCAAAACUUGGCGUGCAAGUGUCGUCGCCAUCUGGAGUUUUUGAAAUUUGCACAUACCGCCGUCGUCGAAUCGGGGCAAGUGAAUCACGAGCUCGUAGCGGAGUGCUUGUGGGAAUCUGGUCUGUCUCCUUCGUCGCUGUUUUUCUUUUUUCGAAGGACCAUCUCCUUUCGCAUUGAUCUGCAGCACGUCGUCAUGUCAAGCAACAUGCAGGCCACCCUCUAUAUCGGGAAUUUGGAUGAGAGAGUGGACGAGAGAUUGCUCUACGAGAUUAUGGUGCAGGCUGGACCUUUGGUAGAGGUUUACUUGCCUCGUGAUAAAGAAUCUAAGCGGCACAAAGGUUAUGGUUUUGCGGAGUAUCGAUCAGAAGAGAGUGCACAAUAUGCCUUGAACUUGUUCUCAGGCCUUGUUACACUGUUUAAUCGAACCCUGCGCUUCGCGAUAUCUGGAGGAGGAAAAUCACCCCAAUCAGGAGCCGGCGUAGACAAAUCAUCUAACCGCGUCUCCAUCGUGGACAAGCCUAUUCAUCCUUUGGUAGAGGACUCAGGUCCAGGUACUCCGUGCCGAGCACGUGAUGUUAAGGGUUACUGUCAAAAUUAUUAUUCACAGACUCAUGCCUCUGAACAAUAUCCUUCUAGCUCAACAGGGUAUGGAGGUCAGGACAUGGUGAAGACAGACAACUUCUUAACUCCACCAACUCAUGCACAAUAUUACAAUGCCCAUUUAACUCAUUUAAGUCAGUGGGGUGUUCGGGCGAACUUCAUGGGUCAUGCAUAUGCCCAAUCCGCCUCCUUUGCAAGAUAAUGCUAUCUGUUGGAUUAAAUUAGAGCUAAACGAAGUAGAGAAGCAGCGAAAGAAUUUUCCAUCAAUGGAGACGUUGAUGGUUGAGUGUAUCAUAUGUAUCAUACUGUCCACUCUGGUUUAUACUCAAAGUUUUGGUCCAUCGAAGUUGCCUCAUCUACUGGGUAACCUCAGAUUGCUUCAUCUGUUCCACAUUAUACCCUUGGAGAUGGUUCAUUAUUUUACAAAUGUUAGACGUCUGAAUUGACCUUGCCUUCAUAUUAGGCCGAUUAGGUCUCCAAUUCUUCAAUACUGUCCCGCUGGAUACUACUAAGGCGCCAGACUUGAAGGCACUUGUACUGAGUACUCAUUAUUUAAUUCAACGAGGGUAUGAAUGGAGCCUCUACGUGCACUCUACUUUAGUACCAUAUCUUUAGGUGGAGAGCCAGUAUACUCAGGUCUUCUGCCCUGAUUACUGAUCUUCCCCCUGGGAUUCCGGAGUAUCCUCUUUUGGCGUCAAAUCUGCGUGAAGGAAGAGCUUGUCCACGGUUGUCACCUUCUGUGGUUGACUUAAGUUUUGGACAAGUGUCACAUGGCACCAAGAAUAUCUUGCAGGAACUUUCCCGAAAAACUUAUAACCAAGAUGAGCUGGCAUCGUCCAUUUUUUUGUUUUUGUACAAGCUAUUACAUUACGGUUUUUUUGGGGGAUUUGAAUCUAUUAAGUUUUGCAGAGUUAGUUUGUGUUCAGAUUUAGAUCCCAUCAAUCAUCUUUCGGGUUUGAUCAUUUGCACCUUAGAUUUAUACACCUGGCUGCCCCGUUUCAUAAUAACUUCAAAACAUUCUCCUUCGGUGGCGCAUUCUUUUAAUGUUAAUUUUCUGUAUACUGAUCUCAGAUUC